Cotesia congregata is the source of this 1893-nucleotide messenger RNA. The record is from the annotation of a GenBank genome assembly. Lineage: Eukaryota; Metazoa; Arthropoda; Insecta; Hymenoptera; Braconidae.
AUGAAAAAAAGUGACAUUAUAGCUCGAGUUCUGUCGACAAUAGAUGCAAAUACUGAGAAACCGGAAAAAUUCUUAGGGGUUCAAGAUGAUGUCGAGUUGGAAUUACGAAAAAAUCUUAAAAUUUUGUAUGAUUUUACGAGAGAAAAAACAAUUGAGCAUACAAUUAUAAAUAAUUCAAACAAUUGUGAUUACACAUUGCCCAAACUCGUAAUCGAAGAUGUUGAUCAAGAAAAUAUUUGGCAACAAUUGGAAUUACAAAACGAAUCAGUUAUUCAAAAUUUAAUCGUAGAAAUUUGUAAUAUAACAGCGAAAAAUAAUUUAUUAAAAUUAUCAGGUACGAAGCAAAGAAAUAACGUUAAUGACGAUGAUGAACAUGAUAAUAAUAAAGAGGAAAACAUUUCUCAUUGUGAUGAAAACCCUUCUGACGAUAAUGAACCACUGGAUUCAAACAAUCAAAUUGAAAUUAAAUUACCAAAUAAUGAAAAAACAAAAACAUCUAAACGAAAACGCGUAAAAAAUAAACCAUCUAUUGUUGAUGAUAAGUUUUUUAAAUUAAGUGAGCUGGAUAAAUUUCUUAAUCAUGAAGAUAAAAAAGAAUUUACUAAAAAAUCAGAUUCAAAUUCAGAUCAUGACUCUGAUGAAGAAUUUAUUGAUUUAUUUAACAAUUAUCCUAGUGAAGAUGAGGAUGAUGAUGAUGAUGAUGCCAAGGAUAUCAAGUAUGCAGAUUUUUUCGACAGUCCAGAAAGCGAAGAUGAUGAUAAUGAUAGUACUCAAAAUAAAAUAACCUCGAAUGAUGGUAAUGACUCUGACAAUAGUAAUGACAGUAUUGAUGAUUGUAAUGAAGAUGUUGAAUAUCAAAUUAAUAACGAUGAAAAUCAUUUUAAAAGUGAAAAAAGAAAAAUAACUAAAAAAGUUGAUGGUAAAAAUAAACGUGUCAAAUUUAGCAUGGAUGCAAAUACUGAUGAUGAUGAUGAUGAUGAUGAUGGUGGUGAUGGUGAUAAUAAUUCACGUAUGACAGACGAAGAUAUGGAAACAGAUAUAAAAUCAUCACUUGAUUUACGUACUGAAAGAGCUGAGAAAAAAAUAGCUAAACUCGAAACAGAAAAUAUCAAAGAAAAAACAUGGUCGUUAAAGGGUGAAACAAAAGGCGACGAUCGCCCAACUGAUGCGUUACUUGAGGAUUAUCUUGAUUAUGAUGUUGGAUCAAGACCAGCUCCGGUAAUGACAGAAACAACAAAUUUUAAGCUAGAAGACAUAAUAAAACAGCGAAUUAAAGAUAACGCUUGGGAUGACGUUCAGAGAAAAAUAAAACCGGUUGAAACUCCAACCGAGUAUAAGAAAAAAUUGGUUAUGGAUCAAGAAAAGAGUAAAAAAAGUUUAGCUGAGAUUUAUGAAGAUUCUUAUUUAAAACAAAAGCAAUCAAUUGCUCCUGAUAAUUCAGAGCAUCAGGAUGAUGAAUACAUAAAAUUCGGUGACGAAUUAAUAAAAUUAGAUGUUAUUCGUGAGGAUUUAAAGUGCUUGUUUCGACAAUUGGACGCUUUAUCAAACAAUCACUGCACUCCAAAACAGGCUCAACCAGAUCUUAAAAUUAUCAGCAAUGUACCUGCCAUAAAUAUGGAAGAAGUAGCUCCAGUAGCAACUGCUGAUGCAACUCUUUUGGCCCCUGAAGAAGUUCAAGCGAAAAAUCGUGGGGAUCCGAAAGGAAAAUCUGAGCUAACUACAGCUGAUCAAAAUAGAAACAGAAAGCUGAAAAAGAAAGCUCAAAAAUUGAGGCGAAUAAAUAUGGAAGCAAAAGAAAAAAAAUUAAUUCAAAAUAAUAAAAAAAGCAAAUCAGUUGAUAACUUGCUGAUUAAAAAGCUGACUGCUGAUCGCAAUAUUAAAAUAAUGAAAUGA